Molecule: messenger RNA, 2753 nt
Organism: Asterias rubens (European starfish)
Lineage: Eukaryota; Metazoa; Echinodermata; Asteroidea; Forcipulatida; Asteriidae
Product: NHL repeat-containing protein 2-like
Exons: 8
Coding region: 35-2173 (712 amino acids)
Molecular function (GO): protein binding
Source: RefSeq, a predicted model, not a curated record
UGCUGUCACUCGUUUGAGUUUCACUGCUGAGAAAAUGGGGGCAAUAGACAUCUUAGAAAUGGCUUAUGCAGCCGCCAAAACCGACGAACAACGGCGAGAAAUAGUUUUAAAAUAUCUGGAGCGCGUUUGUACUCCGGAUGAACGUAAAGUUGUGGAAGACUUUCCCCAAGGCCUCGAGUGGUUUAACACAAUGAAACCAUUGUCGUUGCACCAGGACUUAAAGGGUAAACUUGUGGUGCUUGACUUCUUCACAUACUGCUGUAUCAACUGCAUGCAUGUUCUACCUGACCUAGAGGCCCUGGAGGAAAAAUACCACAUCACUGAUGGACUUGUAGUCGUCGGGGUUCACUCGGCCAAGUUUGAAAAUGAGAAAACAUCUGCGAACAUUCUGAAUGCUGUACUUCGUUAUGAUAUUGCGCACGCAGUCAUCAACGAUCAUAACACUGUUAUGUGGGAUGCCCUCGACAUACAAUGCUGGCCAACGAUGCUCCUGAUUGGACCUUCUGGAGAGUACCUCCUUCCAAUUAUCGGAGAAGGACAACGCAAGAAACUUUUUCUAAUCUGUGAGGUCGUCAUGAAGUUUUUUAAAUCUCGUGGAGAAAUCGUCACAAAUGUUGAGCUUCCGAUGAUUACACGGUUAAAGGACUCUCUACCAGACUCGCCUCUUCUCUUCCCUGGGAAAGUUGAAGUUGACGAUCAAGGAAACAACCUAGCUGUGGCUGAUAGCGGUCACCAUCGUAUCUUAGUCACAACUAAGGAGGGAGUAUUAUUGCACUGUAUCGGUGGUAUUGAGAGAGGGUUUGUUGAUGGGUCGUUCCAGGAGGCAAGGUUCCACUCUCCUCAAGGAAUGGUGUGGAAGGAGGAUGUUAUAUACGUAGCAGACACACAGAACCAUGCCAUUAGGAAGGUUGAUUUGAAGGCAGAGAGAGUGACUACCAUUGCAGGCAUGGGGGAGAUGGGAGAACACAAGUGCCAAUGGGGAGGGGCUCCAGGCCCAGAACAGGUUUUGAGCUCCCCCUGGGAUGUGUGCCUCGGCGGUCCAGAUGACAAUAUUCUCUUCAUUGCCAUGGCUGGAAGCCACCAGAUCUGGGGACUGUUUUUGAGAGACAGCAAGUGGCUAGCUAAGGAAAUAGAGCAUAAUGCAAACGUAUGCAUUCUGUAUGCAGGUACUGGGAAGGAGGAAAACCGAAACAAUUCGUACCCUAGGAAUGCAAGCUUUGCACAGCCCUCUGGUCUGGUCAACCCUCAUGUGGACUACCUCAGCUGCAUGUACGUUGCAGACAGCGAGAGUAGCAGUGUACGGAGCGUCUCGUUGAAAGACGGGGCAGUGAAGGGUGUUGUUGGUGGAGAUUUAGACCCUAUGAAUCUCUUUGCGUUUGGGGAUGUUGAUGGUAAAGGACGGGAUGCUAAACUGCAGCAUCCGAUAGGCAUAGCUUGGAAUCCAUUGAAUCAGCACCUGUACAUUGCAGACUCCUACAACCAUAAGAUAAAAAUGGUGGAUCCCCUUAGGAAGUCCUGUUCCACAGUUGCUGGCAAUGGCAAGGCAGGCAAGGUGGACAGUUCCACUUUGGAAGAGGUUGAGUUCAAUGAGCCAGGAGGGUUGUGCGUUUCUUCAACCUUCAAGAGAGUCUAUGUUGCUGAUACAAACAACCAUGCGAUCCGAGUGUUGGAUUUAGAAUCUAACACCGUCCAAGAGUUGAAGAUUAUCUUCCCAGCUGGAAGCCAACCCCCAGUUGCCGAGGUCAGUUCGUUGUCCUUAUCAGCUCAACCAAUCAAACCCAUCGUCCCAUCUAAAACACCAGUAACGACUCAACCCCAGGUUGAAGCCACCGUCGAGGGUGCUCUUUGCCUUCAUGUCAACAUUAAGUUACCUGAUGGGUGUAAGCUGACAGAGGGCGCUCCAACCGCAUGGAUGGCCUAUGUUAAGGGAGACGUGCCCCAUCUGGUUCUUAGCAAGACAUCCAUCUCAAGCCUUGACGAGCCACUCUCUCACCAAUGGACAGCGCCCUCUAUGGCCCGAGAUGUCACAAUGCGGAUUGAAGUUUCCGUCUGCUACUGCGAGGAUUUAACUGGAACCUGUCACAUGACAGGGUUGGCCUUUGAAGUGCCACUGAAAUUUUCUGAGGGGAGUUCAGAUUGUGAUUUGACAAUCGUUCAUAGGAUGGAUCUAUAGUGGUUUGGAAAGGGGGUUUACUAUUUUUUAAAUUCAGUUUCUACACAGAGUUUUUAAUACUGAGCUUCAUCCUCAGAUCUUGAGUCUCUCUUCAUUAUCCAAGUAACUCACAACAUCACGCUGGUGGCUUACCCAAGUCUGCCACCUCUAUUCCGCUCUUGAAGCAGGGAAGUAGUUUAACAUUUGACGUUAUUAUUUUUAUACUAUUUUAUCAUCCAGUUAUAGCAUUGCCAAAAUUUAUAAUUAGAAAUGGCUUUUAUCAAAAUCUGAACACACUUGGGGGGGGGGGGGGGUUGAAUGUCCAUAUCUGUUUCCUUACUAACCAACAUUCAUCACAGAGGGUUGACAACAAAAUUAUCAAGGACAUACAUCUCAGCCAAAAGCCCACUUUCCUAGAGCUGCUUAACAGCCAUUUUGUUUUUCUUACUGUGUAAGUUUCCAUUUCAGCUUACCGAUCAGGCUGUCUAAUUUUCUUGGCGACUUUUGUCUUUGGAAUGUAAUUCUAUAAUGUUUAAAGGCAGUGGACACUAUUAGUAAUUACUCAAAAUAAAUAUCAUCAUAAAACCGAGUAUUGAUUACG